Metarhizium robertsii ARSEF 23 is the source of this 678-nucleotide messenger RNA. Its product is annotated as Zinc finger, U1-C type. Gene Ontology annotation, molecular function: zinc ion binding. The record is from RefSeq and is a predicted model, not a curated record. Lineage: Eukaryota; Fungi; Ascomycota; Sordariomycetes; Hypocreales; Clavicipitaceae. Bases 1 to 678 code for a protein of 225 amino acids. The transcript has a single exon.
AUGAGCGUGCGCAAAGCUCACAAUAGUGGCAAGAACCAUUUGCGCAAUGUGGUAGACUACUACCAACGUAUGUGCCCACCACACUCGGUCCCCUUCUCAUCCCAUGAUAUCCCUCCAAGACACCAUACAUCUCGUCUAACAAUCUGGCGACAGAAAUCGGCCACGAAAAGGCACAGUCCGUCAUCGACUCCAUCACCUCAUCCUACGCCGCCGAGGGCCAAGCACAUGCGAACCCCAUGCUUCCUCAAAACCAGCCGGGCAAUGCUUUCCCGCCACCUUUCCCAUUCCCAGGUACGGCUGUCGUCGCCGUCGACCAUGACAUGCAACCAUACUGACCGUAUAGUAGGCGGCCCUCCUCCAUUUCCUGGUAUGCCUGGCGCUGCUCCAGGCCAGUUCCCCCAUGGAAUGCCCCCUCCUGCUGGUGGCCGUGGCAUCCCUCCUAUGCCUCCCUUCCCCCCGGGUCCCAACGGUUUACCAGUUCCUCCACCCGGCGGCCUGCCGUUCCCUCCACCGCCUGGAGGACUUCCUUUCCCUCCCCCGGGGGCUUCGGGCGCGCCUCCUGGGUUCCCUGGUAUGCCGGGCAUGCCGCCUCCUCCGGGGCAAGGCUUCCCUCCUGGCUCUGCUCCGCCGCCUGGUUUCCCGGGUGGUCUUGGGACGCCUGGACAGGAUAGAAGGUGA